ACCUCGUCACCUCGUGGCACAUACAUGUAGGACGACAGGAUAAGCCCUGACCAUGAUUCCUCGAAGGAAACCAAUCCCAUCGAAGAAACUCAGCUUUCUUGCGUGUCUGUUGCUAGCAUGCUCCAAUUUCAUGUCUCCGACAAGUGCCUUCCAGAUGCCUCCUCGAUUGGUAGUGACACCCUCACGAACCAGACAACAGUAUCUGCCAUUGACUCCACGCCACAUUGGACGUGGUGACUGGGAUGGGGACGAUCUUCGAUGGAUAAAACGAAUGCGUCGACGAAUGUGGCGUCGAAGCAACUAUAACAUGGGAUCUAACGACAAUCCAGGUCGCAGCACUCUGAUUUUUGCCAAUUUCUUCAUGUUUGUUUAUCAAACCGUCAGCACAGUGCAACUCAUCGUGCAGCGCAAUCCACGGUAUUGGCCGCGUCACGCCUUUUCCAUCAUUACGGAUACCCUGCUGGGAUCCACCAAUGUCCGAGGUCCACUGACCACCAGUUUUGUCCACAUUAACUAUCUUUCCAAUCGAGAACCGUUUCGAUUCUUGACCGCUGGCUUUCUCCAUGGCGAUAUCCUUCACCUACUUCUCAAUCUGUACGCCUUGCGACAAUUACCCUCGUGGGUGGAAUCUGGAUUGGGCACGUCGCUCUUUGUCACGACCUUUUUGGUAGCCAUUGUCACGGGAAAUAUUGGUCAUUCCAUUGUCAUGGCAUCGUCGCCGGCUCGCACAUUUUGUCUGGGAGCCAGUGGAGGUAUCUGUGGCCUCUACGGCUUGAUGUAUGUGGCAUUGACCAAAAUGGGACAAUCCCAAGGAGCCAGUCGGAUUCUGCAAAGUAUGUUGUUGCUAUUUGUAUCCGGGCUCUGGUGGGAAUCCGUCAGCAAUGCCGGACACAUGGGAGGAUUUCUGGGGGGUAUUGUCAUGGGAAUUCUCUGUGUCCCCAGCUAUCAAAAAGACUAUCAAAUGCGACGCAAAAAUAGUCUGCAAGCCGACAUGUUCCCUCAGUCGUACCGGCAAGUCAUGGGAUUUGGAAUGGCUCCUUCCAAGAGUGGAUUUUUGCCAGUGCAGGCCAUUUGGGUAGCCGUGGGGAUUCUCUUGCUCUCUGAACCACGAUAUCAAUCCAUGCCUGGCAACAUUGUCCGAGGUCUGCUCCAUCCUGGGUCACUGUCGCGGUUUUGAUUUUCUUUGUCUUGGGCUAUGGUACAUGCAGCACACAUCCCAGAGCAGAUGAAUGUGAGAAAAUGGAUAUUAAUUUUGGGUGAAAUGGCCGAUCCAGAACCAGACACUUUGACCUUUGAUGAUCUUGAUGGUAAGCACCUAUUUGGACGGUCGACCACAGCUAGCUAUUAAUAGCAAAAAUUGCAUAAAGAGAAGGAAACCCUGCCUCUAGCUAUAUAGUACUGGUACAGUAGAUUCCGCUGAGAGGCUGGGAAUAUAGCAAAAAGCGCAGC
Seminavis robusta is the source of this 1449-nucleotide messenger RNA. Lineage: Eukaryota; Bacillariophyta; Bacillariophyceae; Naviculales; Naviculaceae. The record is from the annotation of a GenBank genome assembly.